This is a messenger RNA of Oppiella nova, 2040 nucleotides long. Lineage: Eukaryota; Metazoa; Arthropoda; Arachnida; Sarcoptiformes; Oppiidae. The record is from the annotation of a GenBank genome assembly.
AUGGAUCAGAACAAUCAUCAGAUCAAACCUCUACUUGAGGUCAGUAAUCUGAUUCGUGAGUUCCCUGCGGGUGAAUCCACUAUUCAGAUUUUAAAGAGUAUUAACCUUAAAAUUUACCCCGGUGAACUGGUUGCUAUUGUUGGGCAAUCUGGUUCGGGUAAAUCGACAUUGAUGAAUAUCUUGGGCUGUUUGGAUCAACCUACAUCAGGUAGUUAUCAAGUCAAUGGACGUGAAACAGGUCAACUUGAACCCGAUGAGCUCGCGCAAUUACGCCGUGAAUAUUUUGGCUUUAUUUUCCAGCGCUAUCACUUAUUGGGUGAUUUAAAUGCCGCAGGAAACGUUGAAGUCCCAGCGAUUUAUGCUGGUAUGGAUCCGAGUGUGCGUCAAAAGCGUUCACAUGAAAUCUUGACUGACUUAGGACUCGGUGAAAAAACUGAAAACCGUCCAAAUCAGCUUUCGGGUGGACAACAACAGCGAGUUUCGAUUGCCCGUGCUUUGAUGAAUGGUGGUGAUGUCAUCCUUGCGGAUGAGCCAACUGGUGCACUAGAUAAGCACAGUGGUGUUGAGGUUAUGCGUAUUUUACGUGAGCUCAAUGCCAAAGGGCAUACCAUCAUCCUGGUUACCCAUGAUAUGAAUGUGGCAAAAAAUGCGACACGUAUCAUUGAAAUCAGUGAUGGUAACAUCAUCGCGGAUAAGCCAAAUGUUCCCGAACAUGAUGAUGAGAUUGAUGUUGUUGUCGACCCAGAACCUAAGUCGAAUCGUAAAAAGUCAUCUAAAUGGCGUUCUGCAUUAGAUCGUUUUGCAGAAGCCUUCCGUAUGGCCUUGCUGGCAAUGAAUGCCCAUCGUAUGCGUACCUUUUUAACCAUGCUGGGUAUUAUUAUCGGGAUUGCAUCUGUGGUCUCGGUGGUGGCUUUGGGCAAUGGCUCACAAAAACAGAUUCUUGAUAACAUCAGCAGUUUAGGCACCAAUACCAUUACCGUCUUUCAGGGACGUGGCUUUGGUGACAACUCGAAGACAGCACAGUUUAAAACCUUGGUUCCAGCAGAUGCUGAGGCACUCUCAGAGCAACCUUAUGUCGAAGCAGUCAGUCCAACAGUCAAUAGUAGCGUAACAGCACGUUUUAAAGACACCGAAGCUUCUGCAACCGUCAAUGGUGUCAGUGCUGAUUUCUUCUAUGUGCGUGGUAUGACCUUUAAAUCUGGGCAAGCUUUUGAUAAAAACAGUAUCACUGGGCGAGCGCAGGAUGUGGUGAUUGAUGCCAAUACUGAAAAGACUUUCUUUGCAGAUGGCACUAACCCUGUAGGUCAAGUGCUGUUAUUGGGGAGUGUUCCAAGCCGAAUCAUUGGUGUGAUUGAUGCACAGCAAGGCUUUAUGGGCAACUCAGACAGUCUCAAUGUUUAUCUACCUUAUUCAACCGUCAUGAGCCGAAUGUUAGGACAAUCCAAUGUCCGUAGCAUCAUCGUGCGUAUUAAAGAUGAAUAUCCAACUGCGGUUGCUGAAAAUGCCAUUUUAAGUUUGUUGGAACAACGUCAUGGCGCACAAGAUGUCUUUACUCAAAACUCUGACAGUAUUCGUCAAACCAUUGAACAGACCACACAAACCAUGACUUUACUGGUUUCAGCUAUUGCGGUGAUUUCAUUGGUUGUCGGUGGUAUUGGGGUAAUGAACAUCAUGUUGGUGUCUGUGACCGAGCGUACCCAAGAAAUCGGUGUGCGUAUGGCUGUAGGUGCUCGGCAAAGUGACAUUCUGCAACAGUUCCUGAUCGAAGCUGUUUUGGUGUGUAUUUUGGGCGGUAUCUUAGGGGUCCUGCUCUCUUUAGGCAUUGGACAGUUGAUUGGACAUAUUGCCAAAGGCAGUUUCCAAAUGGCGUAUUCAAGCACCUCUAUCAUUGCGGCAUUUCGCGUGACCAACAAGGGCCUCGUGUUAAUUCUGGAGUAUCUACAGGCCAUAGCUUUGACCUUCAUUCAGGUGAUGAUGCUGCCAAAGGUCUAUCUCUCAGUGCGGGUGUCAGUUAUGAAGUGGAUUUGUUUGGAAAAUUAG